AUGAAGUUGAAGUCAGGGCCGGAGCUGAGGUGCAGUACGUCGCCAGAAGUGGACAUGUCAAAAGCCCAGUGUGAUGUCAGGGCAAGCCAGGUCCGGUUGUCGGGUGGCGAGACACAGGUCCUCAGUCUGAAAGACGUAACACUGGAGAGAUGUAUGGAGCUCAUCAACAACUAUGAGACUACAGAAGAAGGUCGCAACAAUAAGUACCUGACAGUCGAUGGUCUCGCAAGAUAUUUGACAUCGAAAGAAUGCGACGUGUUUGCUCCAUCACAUGCCGUUUUAUGGCAGGACAUGUCAAAACCGAUUACUGACUACUACAUUUCCAGCUGCCAGAAUUCAUUCCUUUCAGAGGGUCAGCUGAGAGGGGAUACGGGCGUAGAGGGAAUCAUCCGGGCGCUCGGCAGUGGCUGCCGAUCUGUCAGAAUUGACUGUUGGAAUACUUCACUAGAACAGACUGCCAGUCCAGAAAAUUAUGAAGAAACAAAGGUUCUCUUCCAAGAUUGUUUGGAAGUCUUCAGAGAGUUUGGUUUUCUCUCAACACCAUAUCCGUUGUUUGUCCACUUACAAAAUCACUGUGACAUAAAUGAGCAGAGGAAACUAGCAUCUGCGAUUAGAGAUGUGUUACGUGAUGCAUUGUAUGUGCAUCCAGAAGACAGCCAAACAGAUAUUUGUGAAAUGACUCUCGAAGAUCUGCGAGGAAAAGUAGUGAUUAUGGGACACAAGUUGCCACCAGACUGCAAAGAGGACGUGGGAGAAGUCCAUGAUGAGCUCCUCGAUGAUGAUGGUGCAGUAAUAGGUGGAGAAACUCACCUUCUUUGUAGGGAGGUAUCAGAUUUAAUAUCACUUGGAAGUAUACAGGUGAAUGAACCUCACUCUGCAGUGUCCAGUGAAGUGGAAGUUGUUUCUAAAACAUUCACUGGGAACAUGACAUCCACUUACCUAGAACCAUUCUUAAAUGAAUAUAAAAGGUACUUCACUAAGAUUAUCUUCAGUGAUUCAAAAAAUGUGCCUCAAAACAACAAACCAUUGGAUACUUGGAGCUCUGGCUGUCAAAUGGUGGCCUUAAACUACCAUGGCUCUGGCCAUUUGAUGGACAUAAAUGACGGACGAUUUCGUGAAAAUGGGGGAUGUGGAUAUGUUUUAAAGCCAGAAAUCAUGCGAGAUCACUUCACUUUAUAUAAAUCUGAUAUGAAAGACUGGAUACCUGGAGUGAAACCUCAAGUACUGCAUAUAAAGAUUAUAAGUGCACAACAUUUACCAAGGCCUCGAAGAUCUUCAGCGAAGGGUGAUGUUAUAGAUCCAUAUGUCAUCGUUCAAGUACACGGAACGCCAUCAGACUGUGCUUUAAAGAGGACUAAAACUCUUACAAAUGAAGGUGAAUCUCCAGUAUUUGAAGAAAGUUUUACUUUUUACUUGGCUCUGCCAGAAGCAGCACUAGUGAGAUUUAUAGUUCUUGAUGAUGAGUUCAUUGGUGAUGAUUUUAUUGGACAAUAUACAGUUCCUUUUACAUGUUUACAACCAGGGUAUCGUCAUAUUCGUUUGAUGGCCUCAAAUGGGGAACUGAUACCAAAUGCACUCCUGUUUGUCCACAUCUCAGUGACUUAUAAAAGAUGUUUUAGGAAGGAAAUGAAGAAAAGAGCACGAUAUGCCAGAACUCUUGCCACCAUACUGAAGUUUGGAAUAAAAAACUUGGAUGACAUAUUCAAGGAUGUAAUUCCAGAUAUGGAAGAGGCUCUGCGGCUACGCACUGAAGCAGAGAUGGCGAUGGAUGAGUUACGCUAUGAAUGUGGUGUAGAUGAAACAGCAAAUAUGAGUCACUGUUUGAAAGUACUGUUACAACGAUAUGAAGCAACCCCACAAAUAACUAAUGUGUCAAUUACAUCUCAGAAUGGGCUACAAAUGGUGAGAGUUCAAGGGUCGGACAUACCAGAAUUUGUUGACCGAAGUCUGGUAAUUUUGGAGAAAGCACUUAAAAGUUCACAGUACAUUUUAGAGCAUAGUGAUAACCUGGUAGCUGAACUUGAGAGGAAAUUGGAUGUCAUUCAAGUAGAUUAUGAGGAUUUCCCACAGUUAGCAGUGUCGGUUGGUGCCACAGGAAAGAGACUAAAUACUUUUGUGGAAUAUUUUGUUGUGAAUGUGCGGAGACUGAAGGGGCAAAUUGACUUACUAAAGACAUGUAAAGAAGACUCCCAACUCUUUUUAACACAGAUUGCUGAUGCUGCAGCUGUCAUGGAGAGAUUAAACAUUGGGAAAAAGCAACUGCAUACUUCAACUAAUGUUUCCAAAGUGAAAAUAAACAAGAAUUUAUCUGUGGAAAAACAGUCCUCAAAGCUACAUUCAGAUUCCAGUAUCGCAUCUACUGCACAACCUAGCUCAUCAGGAUCUUCAUCUGGUGAAAUAAAACUAAAGAGUAUUUUGAAGAGACCAACUAAUAACAAUCAACAUGAAAGUGUGGACUGUGAAGAGGCAUACUUUGGUAACAAUGUAACAACGAACAGUGCUACAGGGACAUGGAUGUAGAGAUGUGUUACCUCUGUAUAGACGGUCUAUUAAUUCAAAGUAAUGAAAUCGUUGCCAAAGGAAGGAGAUAAACAAUUCUGUGUUUUUCUCCUGUCACAGGUGUGUGUGUGUGUGUGUGUGUGUGUGUGUGUGUGUGUGUGUGUGUGUGUGUGUGUGUGGUGUGUGUGGUGAAUUACACUAAUUUUUCCACAGUGUUUGGUGUUCAUUCAAGAAUUUCUAGGAUAAUGUGUGUAUGUAAGGAUUACUAUAUUAUUAAAAACAUGUAAAAUAUUAUUAAGGCACAGUAAACUGAGCUG
Molecule: messenger RNA, 2816 nt
Organism: Schistocerca piceifrons (Central American locust)
Lineage: Eukaryota; Metazoa; Arthropoda; Insecta; Orthoptera; Acrididae
Product: inactive phospholipase C-like protein 1
Exons: 15
Coding region: 1-2520 (839 amino acids)
Biological process (GO): intracellular signal transduction; lipid metabolic process
Molecular function (GO): phosphatidylinositol-4,5-bisphosphate phospholipase C activity
Source: RefSeq, a predicted model, not a curated record